Molecule: messenger RNA, 1944 nt
Organism: Metschnikowia bicuspidata var. bicuspidata NRRL YB-4993
Lineage: Eukaryota; Fungi; Ascomycota; Pichiomycetes; Serinales; Metschnikowiaceae
Product: Hsp70 family ATPase
Exons: 1
Coding region: 1-1944 (647 amino acids)
Biological process (GO): cellular response to unfolded protein; protein refolding
Cellular component (GO): mitochondrion; cytoplasm
Molecular function (GO): misfolded protein binding; heat shock protein binding; ATP binding
Source: RefSeq, a predicted model, not a curated record
AUGUUAGCAAGCAGGCCUGGAUUUUUGGCGAAAAGAGUCUUAAGAAACUCGUGCUAUAUACUGGCUCGAUAUCACCAUGUUAUUGGUAUCGAUUUGGGUACUACAAACUCCGCAGUGGCAAUAAUGGAAGGAAAAGAAGCACGGAUUCUUGAAAACGAAGAAGGGAAACGCACUACACCCUCUAUUGUAGCAAUUUCGAAAGACAAUCAGACAUUGGUGGGACUUUCUGCAAAACGGCAGGCAUUGGUCAAUCCGCGUAAUACAUUUUUCGCUACAAAAAGAUUGAUUGGCAGAAAAUUCGAGGAUGAGGAAGUGCAAAAAGAUCUCGGCAAUGUGCCAUAUUCCAUUGUCAAGCACGAAAAUGGAGAUGCUUGGGUCGAGACUACUGAACAUAAAAAGUUCUCUCCCUCGGAGAUAGGCAGUAUAGUGCUCCAGAAAAUGAGACAGGUGGCUCAGUCACACCUUCUGGGAGAAGUGAAGCAUGCAGUUGUUACAGUUCCUGCGUAUUUCAAUGAUCUGCAAAGACAAUCCACUAAAGAUGCGGGAAAAUUGGCAGGUUUGGAAGUUUUGAGAGUGAUCAAUGAGCCCACUGCCGCUGCCCUUGCCUAUGGUAUUGACAAGAAGAAAUCUGAUGGCACCGUGGCAGUGUUUGACUUUGGAGGAGGCACUUUUGACAUUUCAAUUUUAGAAAUUGACAACUGUGUUUUUGAGGUGAGGGCGACUAAUGGAAACACGCAUUUGGGUGGCGAGGACUUCGACAUACUCCUUUUGAAGCACAUUAUUGAUCGGUUCAAAGCUGAGAGUGGCAUCGACCUUUCGCAAGACCGCCUUGCGGUGCAGCGUAUUAGAGAGGCGGCCGAGAAGUGUAAAAUCGAGCUUUCGCACGUGUCAGAGACACAGAUAAAUCUUCCGUUUAUCACCGCAGAUCAGCAUAUUCUCAUGAACUUGAAAGAGACAGAUCUUGAUGAGAUGUCGCUUCACUUAAUCAACAAGACAGUUGAUCCCGUGAAAAGAUGCCUUCGAGAUGCCGAACUUUUGGCCCAAGAAAUCGAUGAGAUUAUUAUGGUAGGUGGGAUGACACGGAUGCCUAAAAUCAGAAAAAACGUCGAAAGGCUUUUUGGCAAGAAACCCAACACUGCAGUCAAUCCAGAUGAAGCAGUUGCAUUGGGUGCUGCCAUCCAAGGUGCUGUCUUGUCAGGCCAGCUAAAGGAUGUUGUCCUUUUAGAUGUCACUCCAUUGACCUUGGGUAUCGAGACAUACGGGGGAAUCUUUAGCCCUUUGAUACCAAGAAACACCGCAGUUCCAGUUAAAAAAGAGCAGGCAUUUUCAACUGCUGUGGAUGGCCAAACUGGGGUAGAGGUCCGCGUCUAUCAAGGUGAGAGACCUCUUGUAAAGGACAACAAGCUUAUUGGAGACUUUAAAUUGGGUAAUAUACCUUUUGGUCCCAAGGGCACACCACAAAUUGUGGUAUCUUUUGAUAUUGAUGCCGAUGGAAUCAUUAAUGUGUCUGCCGCUGAUAAAACUCCGUACCCUGAGGGCUCGCCAAAUUUUGGGAAACCGAACACGGUUUCAAUCCAAGUCUCUGGCCAGACUGGCUUUUCGGAUCUGGAGAUUCAGGAAAUUUUGGCUAAUAGUGAGGCAAAUGCAAAGAAGGAUGCAGAAUUCAAAAACUAUGUUUCCCAUGCUGCUCGUAUGGAUAUUCUUUGCUGUGAUGCUGAAAAUGCCGUGGCGCAAUUUGGCGAGCUAAUGGAAGAGGUUGAUAUAUCUGCAAUUAGCAGCGUUAUCGAGUCAUUGCGAAAAAGAAUCACCGAUAUCAGGGACAAGCAAAUCUUGCAUGAUAUUCAAAAAAUGACCGAAGACGUGAAUCACUUACAAAGCAUAUGUAUGGCCAGCAUACAAAAAGUUGCCCAGAAGCAACAGGAAUUGAACACAGGGGGAAAGUGA